CUUCAGCCAACAUCCUGAAGCGGGCCGCGCUCCACUCCAGCCUUCCUCUCCUCUCUCCUCCAGACCAAUGCAUGGACUCCAGCAGUGGCAGUGAGGAAAGCAACUUCUCAGAAGAGAGAUAAAUAGUGGGAGAAAAGUCUGCUAUUGGUUUCCUGGACUGAGCUGCACGUGCUGGCUGACUGUUGGAGUCACAAUAGGAGGCAAUCCUCUUUUCCUGUGUGUGUGUAUGUGUAUUUUUUUUUUUUUGUGUGUGUCUGCCUGAAGAGACGGAGCACGAACUGGGCUGAAGAAGACUUUUGGAUGCAACAGCACAGAGGAGGACCAGCCAACAGAGGAGAAGGGAAAGUGAUAAAACAGAGACAGGCGUGGCAGGAGUUGGACUGAGAAGACAGGAGGAAGACAGAGUCAGAUUCUUGAGGGACAAUUUAACAAGACAGAAAAAGAUAGCAAUACGGGAAACUCACCUGACCUACUUGUCUGCUCUGCCAGUUGGAGCAACCUCUUUCUUCCCCUCUCCUCCCUCCCUCCCCUCUCCAUCUCUUUCCUCUGACAUGGGCUGCCUGCUGGCCCUGGCCCUCGCCUACCUGGCCUACCUGCUGGCUGCAGUGAUGGGCUCGGAGCGCCAACAGCACCGCGUGCAGCACGGUCCCUGCAGCUACACCUUCAUCCUCCCCGAGGUGGAGCACUGCCAUCCCUUAAAGGACUUCCAGGUCACCAACACCCUCCAGAGGGACUCCCCGCCCGAGGCCGAGCCUGAUUUGAGCCAGUCCAGGCGAGGUAAGGCCCAAAAGGAGAGGCCUUCCUGGCAGGAGAGGAAGCUGGAGAGUCUGGAGAGUGCUAUGGAGAAUAACACCCAGUGGCUGCAGAAGCUGGAAAAUUUCAUCCAGGAGAAUGUGCGCUCAGGAAUGGAGGAAAUAAAGAGAAGUGCAGUACACACCCAGACAGCUGCCAUGCUCGAGAUGGGAACCAACCUGCUCAGCCAAUCAGCAGAGCAGACUCGCAAACUGACAGACGUUGAGACCCAGGUGUUAAACCAGACAAGUCGCCUGGAGAUCCAGCUGCUGGAGUACUCGCUCUUCACUAACCGGCUGGAGAAACAUAUUCUCCUGCAGACUCAGGAAAUCUCACGCCUCAGUGAUAAAAACAGUUUUCUGGAACAGAGGCUCCUGGCACUAGAGUCUCGGUACGGGAGGGAGCUACAGGGCUUGCAGAGCGAAAAGCAGCAGCUUCAAGAGCUUUUGGAGAGGCAGAGUCGACUGGUCAGUGAGCUCCAGGGUGAACUCAGCGGCUCCACGCUCAACAGCACCUUACUUCAGAGACAGCAGGCCGUGCUCACAGACACUGUUCAGCAGCUGCUGGGAAUGGUCAGCCACUGCAAUGAAAUCUCCAAUAUGCCCAAGGAGGAGUCUCUUAGCUUCAGGGACUGUGCAGAGAUCCUGAGAUCUGGAGUGACAGAGAGUGGAAUAUAUAGCAUACGCCUCCCUAACUCCACCCAGACUGUGAAGGUGUUCUGUGAUAUGAAGACUAGUGGUGGCGGGUGGACGGUGCUGCAGCAUCGAACAAACGGCUCCAUCAACUUCCACCGUGGGUGGAGGGACUACAAAAUGGGUUUUGGAGAUCCGUCUGGGGAACACUGGCUGGGGAAUGAUAUCAUCCACAAGCUGACCAGCUCCCAGGAAUACAGUCUGCAUGUCCAACUAAAAGACAGAGAGGGGAACGAGGCCUUCUCACAUUACGAUCGCUUCUACAUAAACGGAGAGGAUAAAAACUACAGCCUUCAUGCCGAGGGCUUCAGUGGCACAGCUGGACGGACCAGCAGUCUCACCCACACUGGCACCCAAUUCAGCACCAAGGACAGAGACAACGACCAAUGCACCUGCAAGUGUGCGCAGCUCGCAUCAGGAGGCUGGUGGUUUGAGGCUUGUGGCCCGUCCAACCUGAAUGGCAUAUAUUACCCUGCCUCAUCCAGUGUGGUUCGCUACAAUGGCAUUAAAUGGUACUACUGGAAGGGUCCAAACCUGAUGGCUACUAUGACAACCAUGAUGGUUCGCCCGGCAAACUUCUGAUGGCGUGCCACGUUCACGAUGUCAGAUUAUGAAGCGAAUGUCACCUCAAGUGAAUAUGAUGAACAACAACCAGGAAGUGGUAUAUUUUUGGAGGAAGUUAAAGUCAGCUUCUGGACAUUUUAGAGGCAUGCUUUAGCAACUGCCUGGGGACACAGACAGACUCUCAGCAAAUGAGUGUGGUUUUAGUGAAAUCCUGAACAAGGAAUUCCACUAACAAAAUCUAUUCACCAAGGUGCCCUGACUAUAUUUUAAUGAGGACUGUUCAGCUGAGAGAAGGAAGGAGACAGAGUGUAUGAACAUAACAGAUCAAAUCAAAUUAUGCAGUUACAUAUGACUGGUUACUAAAUCCCAAACUUAAUUAAAUUAAUAAAUGAAUUAACCUUUAGAAACACUUUAUAAUCGCACAUAUUUUAAUAUUAAAAUAUGAAAACUUGUGUGUUUGUCUAUUUGCUGCAAGGCAAUUUUUCAGGCAACACGUCAUGUAAACUGCAAAGAUUCACAGAUAGCUAUUUGUAUGGUUUACAGAAAUCAGCUCAUUAAGGUAAUGUUAAGGUAUUAUAUGGUAAGGUAAUACUGUGUACUUUAAAAGUCUUAAUUUCGCACUAAAUGCUUUGUUAACUCUGUGAUACGUGUAACGUCUGAUAUUAAGCCAUAAUUCUCCUAGGCAGUGUCCUGAUUGUAACUUUAUUCCUACAGACUGUAAAGCAUCACAGUACUUCUUAAAGACUGUAGUUCAAUUCAUACACAAUAUAAUGUGAGAUAACGUCCACUGACUUCGAUGGUUUACCACUGUUAAUAAAACAACAGCAUAAAGAACAGCAUCAGUAAAAGGCUUUGCCCUUUGCUGUAUCUUCCAAAAGGCUUCUCAGAAUGAAAUAUCCCCGAUUCUUUCCAGUCACACCUCUUAUAAAACUUUAUUUGUGAGAGAUUUCGCUCAUAAAAGUACAUCAUACGCUUUCACUGGUGUGAUUUACUUUCAAAAAUGAAACAUUUGUAAUAACAUCUGGGAACAAAGCUGUAAAUUGAUUUUUUUAUUUUGUUAAAACAAUAAAAUCAUAUAGUCUUUGGUGCCUAUAACCCACAGUGCCAGGUGCUUGUUUUCUAUGUAAGCUACAUAAACUUCAACAAGCCUCACAUGCUGGACUCGGGAAGUCAGAUGAGGACUGCCUUGCACCAUUGAUCUGAUGAAUCAUCCAAUAACGCUGGCCCCAGUGGUGCCCAUUAGAAAGCGGAUGGAUUUCACCUCGACUAACAGUGACCUGCAUCUGCCAGUAUACGCUGGGGACAGCAGCCGCCCCUAACUGGAAGACAACACACGAGGACGAUGGUUGGCUGUGUCUACAGUGUCUGCUAAUUGUUGUGCUUCAUUCGCUGAAGGACAGACAGACUGCACACUUAAAGAUCUCAUCUCCUCUGCCUAAUGCAACUCCCAAGUGUGAUACAUUUCUUACUGCUGCAAAUGUAAUACAACAGCAGAAAUGAGACAUUAAGCGUAAUGAACUGUGAGCCAGGUCUUUG
This is a messenger RNA of Toxotes jaculatrix (banded archerfish), 3584 nucleotides long. It is a transcript of the gene angpt2b, whose product is annotated as angiopoietin 2b. The record is from RefSeq and is a predicted model, not a curated record. The transcript has 9 exons. Gene Ontology annotation, biological process: Tie signaling pathway. Lineage: Eukaryota; Metazoa; Chordata; Actinopteri; Toxotidae. Bases 552 to 2066 code for a protein of 504 amino acids. Gene Ontology annotation, molecular function: receptor tyrosine kinase binding.